AUGGUGCGCGUAAAGAACCGCUACCUGGUAGUCAACUUCCUAUACCCGGAGCCUCCCGCGAAGAGCAAGACGCAACUUUCGGACGCCAUUCAAAUUCACUCGCCGACGCCCGAUGCCCUUAAGCAGGGUCUUAUCAUACGUAUGAUACGGGACGGUGUUGAAGAGCUGUUUGGCGACUAUGGCUCGGGUAUGGUGUCUUCGGGACUGAAAGUCAAUUAUUGCUCUCCCUCAACCAGCACCGCCAUAAUACGAUGUCCACGAGACCACUACCAAAUGGUCUGGGCAGCCCUCACAUACAUCACUCACCUUCCCAAACCUCUCGAUAUACCUGUCGUGAUAAGAGUCGUGCGGGUUAGUGGUACCAUCAAAAAGGCGGAACAGGAGGUUAUCCGACGGUCACAGCACAUUAUCAAGAGAGCAAGAGCCUGGGAUGGCGCCGGAGAGCUGCCCAUGCUACAGAAAGUGGAGAAGGCAGUUGAUAAAGAGAGGAAAGUGGAGGACGAGGUGCUUGCUAGGAUUGACGACGACAACGAGAGUGAGGACAUGAGCGAGUAG
This is a messenger RNA of Alternaria postmessia, 555 nucleotides long. RefSeq lists its product as uncharacterized. The transcript has 2 exons. Gene Ontology annotation, biological process: tRNA 5'-leader removal. Bases 1 to 555 code for a protein of 184 amino acids. The record is from RefSeq and is a predicted model, not a curated record. Gene Ontology annotation, cellular component: ribonuclease P complex. Lineage: Eukaryota; Fungi; Ascomycota; Dothideomycetes; Pleosporales; Pleosporaceae.